Prorocentrum cordatum is the source of this 849-nucleotide messenger RNA. NCBI's taxonomy places the organism in Eukaryota, Dinophyceae, Prorocentrales, Prorocentraceae. The record is from the annotation of a GenBank genome assembly.
AUGUUCGGUGCCCACGUCGGCGCGUUCAUGGGCGGGCAGCUGCGCAUCGAGAACACCGAGCUGUUCCGCACCGGGCAGGCGGCGAACCUUGGGAGGUACUCCUCGCACUGGCACGUGCUCUCGUCCGGCCGCAACGUCGACGUGAUGGACAUCGCGUACCUGCGGAACAACUCGUACCACGACACCUUCCAGCGGGCCGUGGUGGUCCACAGCACCGACUACGCCACGGUGAUGCACAACGUGGCCUACCACGUGCGCGGCCACAUGUUCUUCACGGAGACGGGCCAGGAACACUACGCCCUCUUCGAGCACAACCUGGCCGUCGAGCCGCUCCCGCACCAUCUGCUGCUGGACGACGACGAGACUCCGGCGGGCUUCUGGCUGCCGGGCUUCACAGGCUGGCACCGCUCGAACCUCGCCGUGAACUGCCACCGCGGCUGGCGCGUGCGGAAGCUGGAAGGCGUGGCCUCCGAACAGACAGACCUGACGUUCUUCAACAACUCCGCGCACGCCUGCGGCUUCGGCUGGCACCUGAAGCCCCCGCACGCCCCGCCGACAAUGAACACCUUCCAGACGUUCACCGCGUUCCGCUGCGCAACCGGCAUGUUCUAUCCCAAGCGCCGUGUGGCGAGCCGCCGAGGCCCCCCCCCCCCGCCUGGGGCCGCCCAGCAGAGCCCCGGGAAGCUGCAGGGGUGGAGCGUGCGUUGGGGGGCCCCAAACGGUGCGGUGACCACACCGUGCGGUGAGUCGGCGGCGAUUCGGGGUCACUGCACGGUUUUGGGACUCGGGUCCCUCUCCGAGGAUGUCUCGGGCGACGGGGGCCUCCAGGGUCCCAAGACCGUGCGGUGA